ACAAUGAGUAUUCUCCCUGACCAGGUUCCUUUGGCCCCACUCAUGGAGAAGGAAGUAUUUGGCACAGGAGUCCAUAUCAAAGAAGAACUCAACAAAGUUGUCACCAAAGAAAUAGAGAUUGAAAUUAAAGAAGAAGUGUAUGAUCAUGCAGAUGAAGUGAGUGAAGUGAAAGUGGAAAAUGAAUUUCUUUCCUUCAGGGAUCUUCAAGACCUUAAAAAUGAAGCAAAUGAAAAAGACUUAUGUGAUAGCAUUGAAGAUUGCAAUACCUUUUCAAGAGUGCCAAUUGUGGCUGAGGAAAAUGAGAAAAAAUGUUCAUCAGAAGAGGAUGAGGCAAAACAUAAUGAAAAUCAUAAAGAUAUUACACACAGAAAAGUGGAUAGGAAAUUGAAGUCUUUUGUAUGUGAAGUAUGUGGCAAUAUUUUCUACAGAAAAUCACAUAUAGAGAAACAUAUGAGAGUACACACAAAAGAGAAGCCAUACAGCUGUGAAAUUUGCAGGAAAGUCUUCUCACAGGAAUUUGCUCUAGUAAGGCACGUGGGAGUACAUACAAAGGAGAAGCCAUAUAGGUGUGACAUUUGCAAAAAAGCCUUCUCACUUAAAUCUGAUUUAGUAAAACACAUAAGAGUACAUACAAAUGAGAAGCCAUAUACCUGUGAUAUUUGCAAAAAAGCCUUCUCUCAGAAAAGUAAUUUAGUAGUGCACUUGAGAGUACAUACAAAGGAGAAGCCAUAUAUCUGUGAUAUUUGCAAAAAAGCCUUCUCUCUGAAAAAUCAUCUUGUAGUGCACAUGACAGUACAUACAAAGGAGAAACCAUAUAGCUGUGGGAUUUGUAAUAAGGACUUCUCAGGUAUAUCAGGCUUAGUGAAUCACAGAAGGAUACAUACAAAGGAGAAACCAUAUGUUUGUGACAUUUGCGAAAAAGCCUUCUCUCAGAAAGGUUCUUUAGUAAGUCACAUGAGAAUACAUACAAAGGAGAAACCAUAUAGCUGUGAGAUUUGCAAUAAGGACUUUUCACAAAAAUUUGACUUAGUGAGACACAUGAGAGUACAUACAAAGGAGAAACCAUAUAAAUGUGAGCUUUGCAUUAAGAACUUUUCAUAUAGAUCUGGCUUAGUGAAACACAGAAGAGUACAUACAAAGGAGAAACCAUAUAUCUGUGACAUUUGCAAAAAAGCUUUCUCUCAGAAAAAUAAUCUAUUACAGCACAUGAGAGUACAUACAAAGGAGAAACCAUAUAUCUGCGACAUUUGCAAAAAAGCUUUCUCUCAGAAAGGUUCUCUGGUAAGCCACAUGAGAGUACAUACAAAUGAGAAACCAUAUAUCUGCGACAUUUGCAAAAAAGACUUCUCUCAGAAAAGUUCUCUGGUAAGCCACAUGAGAGUACAUACAAAGGAGAAACCAUAUAACUGUGACAUUUGCAAAAAAGCCUUCUCUCAGAAAUAUAAUCUAGUACUGCACUUGAGAGUACAUACAGAGAAAUUUGAGAUUUGCAAUAAAGACUUCUCAGAUAAGUCUUAGUGGAUCACAUUGGAGAACAUGCAGAGGAUAAGCCAUUUAUGUGUGGUGAUCACACAUAAAUUAAAUCUCUAGAAUAUAUUCUAGCACAACACAAGAGAGUACAUGCAAAUGAGCAACGUGCCUGAGGAUUCUCCAAGAAAUAUGAUUUAGUGAUUAUGUGUGGGCAUGCAAAGUCAAAGCUAUAUAAGCAUUCUCUUGGAAAGAAAGAAUACUCUAGUGUACAUAAAGAUAACAGGCUGAACAUGUAUGAGUUCUGUAGAUAUACCUUCACCCACAGAAGAAAUUUCAAGGGUACAUGAGAAUUAUGAAGGAUUAAAAUGAUCUACAAGGAAGGCUUCCUCUUGACAUUAUUGUGGCAGAUGCAUCAUAGAGUUUGAAGGUUCUCUUUUUUAACUUGUUAUUCAUAUGAUUUUGUUUAUGUGUAGUUUUGUGUAUUCUGACUUGUAUUUUCGUUUUCACAAAUUUAAUGUCACAGGGGCAGUCAAAAACAACCACUAUUU
Molecule: messenger RNA, 2018 nt
Organism: Penaeus vannamei (Pacific white shrimp)
Lineage: Eukaryota; Metazoa; Arthropoda; Malacostraca; Decapoda; Penaeidae
Source: RefSeq, a predicted model, not a curated record